This is a messenger RNA of Anguilla anguilla (European eel), 1836 nucleotides long. RefSeq names its product golgin subfamily A member 6-like protein 22. Lineage: Eukaryota; Metazoa; Chordata; Actinopteri; Anguilliformes; Anguillidae. The transcript is spliced from 2 exons. Bases 434 to 1441 code for a protein of 335 amino acids. The record is from RefSeq and is a predicted model, not a curated record.
AACAGUGUAUGAAUCAUAGACUGUAUAAAAUAGGCUAUGCCCCCACGGUGUGGGACAAAGUACGUCCGACGAUAUAGCAAGACAGAGUAUUAACAGUCAGUGGAUUAUCGAGAUUUAAAUGCAGAAAAGCUGUUGUGUAUUGGACUGUACAAAUAACAAAGCCAAGAACAUUGUUUUUAAGUUUUAUGUCCUCCCGUGCAAAAAGAAGGAGAAAAGUGUGGAUUAGGCCAUUGGACUCAGCGCGUGAUAGUUACUCCUUACAAUAUUCCUCCGUUAAUUAUGAGUAACCUAUCACAAAUGUGUUAUAUACAGAGAGAGGCAGGUAAACGUAAAUGAAGUGACAUGUGAGGACAAAAUUAAAACGGAGAAAGAACAGUGCGAGAAGGAGAGAGUGACGCUGGAGAAGUGGCUGAGGGCCAAAAAGGAGGAGAGGAUGAAGGAGAAGGAGGAACUGAGCGAGGCAUGGAACAGCAUGAAGAGCCUGCUGGAGAAGGUGGGGAAGAGUCUGGAAGGAGAGACGCAGACAGAGUUUGAGAGGCAGUGCAAGAAAAUGGAGAGGGCCAUGGCCUUGGACAGAGCAUGCGUGGAGCGAGAGAUGAGGAGAGAGCAGGAGUUCACAGAGAAAGAGCAGGGGUUUAACGAGGAGCGGAGGAAGCUGCAGAGGAAGAUGUCAAAGGAGAGAGAGAGCAUGGAGGGGGAGGUGAGGAGGUGCAGGGAAAAGUGCGGAAAGGAGAGGGAGUACUUUGAGAGGGAGAGGGAGCACCAGGAGAAACGGAGGGAUAUGGAGAGGAAGGAAUGGGAGAAGGAGAGAGAGCUCAUGGAGGAGGAAAUGAGAAAACUCAGGGAAAUGCAAAAGAGAGAGGUGAAGAGUGUGAAAGACGAAAUGUUUAUGGAGAGAAAGCUGUGGCAGAAGGAGAGAGAGGACAAGGAUGAGGAGGGGCAGAGAGAACGAGAACAGUGGAAAGCAGAGAGGGUGCAUUUGGAAAAUGAGUUGAAGCAAUCUGAGAAAGAGAGGAAGAAGGAGAGAAUGCACCUGGAAGCAGAAAUUAUGGGACUCAGGGAAGAGUUGGAGACGACGAAGAGCACGGCACUAGAGAAAGGGAUCGUGGGGGAGAAAUGGGAAGACGUUGAUCUGAAGGGAGAAAUGGUGAAAGCAAAGACCCUGCCAGCAUCGGUUUCAGUGGAAGUCUUCGAAGAAGAUGAUACAAAAUCCUUGAAAGGAGAGGCGGGGAAGACGGCGCUAAGAAAACUGAAGGCAAAAAAUAGGUUUUGGUCAAUGUUAUUGAGAACAAAAGAGAAAGAGGGGACAAAUGGACAGAGCAAUGAAACAAAUGGACAGAAUGAAAUGACUGAGGAGGCCUCUGGGCAGGCAACAAUGUACAGCAGUUCUGUAAUAUCUGGCCUACCAGUCAGCCGGGCACAGCGAUACUUCAAACUCUAAAACUGACUAGAUAAGCAGAAUCAGUUCUUUGGAUGUCAUAAUGGGGAUGAGGUGACCAGGUCUCCUAUCUAGCCAAGUUAACUUAAUUUUUUGACAUUACAAAUAAUGUUCUGCCAUUUUAAUAGACUGUCAGUACAAACAUCAUUUGUCUCUUUGUUUUUUUGGGGGAAUCCCCAUCUUUGGUCCAGGAACCCAGGAGGGUUCCUCAAUAAAAUGGGAAAAGUGUGUGCCCUUUAUGGUGAAGGUUCUGUUAAACAAAAAGUUCUGGGUCGGAUGAGAGAACUUCCAUGUUACAAUAAACUCUCAAUGACAUGCUAAAAAUGAGUAUAUUUGAGCAGCAAACCUAAGCUUAAACAUUGUGUAUUGUCUUAACAGAACUGGCACAAAAAAGAAAA